Molecule: messenger RNA, 2830 nt
Organism: Schistocerca piceifrons (Central American locust)
Lineage: Eukaryota; Metazoa; Arthropoda; Insecta; Orthoptera; Acrididae
Product: TLC domain-containing protein 2-like
Exons: 6
Coding region: 344-1132 (262 amino acids)
Biological process (GO): plasma membrane organization; regulation of membrane lipid distribution; phospholipid homeostasis
Cellular component (GO): plasma membrane
Source: RefSeq, a predicted model, not a curated record
CGAAAUGACAAGUAGUGGAGCUCUUUGGAAAUGUGAUUAGCCAAGCAAAUAGCAUUGUUUACAAAUGAGCAAUUACAUAUUUGUGUAAUAUUUGUAUGUUCUGUCAGGAACUAUUGCACGCUAUGAUAGCUGUUUGUUCGGAUAGUAACUGUAUACGGACUUACUGGACGUGUUCACUAAUAGUAUGGUUUUAGAAUAUAUUGUCCAGUAUUUUGUGAUAAGAAAAUAAAUAGGUCAAGUUACAUAAUGUGUAUGUAGAUUAGUGUGUUGCAUGUUAUGCAACACCCCAUGGUGUGUGUGUAAAUUUUAGCUGUUUGGAUGACACUGUUGUUUGGUGCGAAAAAUGGAUGCUACACAAGUGACGGGAACGAAUUUUGGAUACUUGUGGGCCAUUUCAAGUGGUAUUUUGUUCACUGUGAUCAAUUCUUGGGUACUUAACUCUUUGAUUCCUAAAAGCGCGUCACACACUGCUCCUCAAAAGUGGAAAUGGAAGAACACGGCCAAUUCUCUAUUGCAUUCUGUUAUAAGCGGUGCGUGGUCAUGCAUGUGCUUCUGGCAGUCUCCUGAAAUGAGGCAGGACCUUAUAUCUAAAUACACAGCAUCUGCCCAUGGAGUGAUUUCCUUUUCCACUGGUUAUUUCGCGUAUGACCUGAUAGACAUGAUACUGCAUCACAGAAAAAGAAGUAGCUAUGAACUCAUGAUCCAUCACAUCUUUGUGCUUCUAUGUUUUGGUCUAUCCGUGACAACACGAUUCUACCUGGGGUAUGGCCUGGUGGCUUUGUUAGUUGAAGUUAACAGCGUUUUCCUGCAUACAAGACAACUGAUGUUGAUACAAGGCAUUAAUAAACGUGAUUCCCUUUAUCGACUCAAUAGUACAUUGAACUUAGUGACGUUUAUAGUUUUCCGGAUAAUGACGUUGGGCUGGAUGACGAGAUGGUUGGUUCUCCAUCGAGAUGAACUCACUCUAACAGCUUUUUCAUUGGGCAGUAUAUCUAUGGCUGUCAUUAUGCUGAUGAACAUAAUACUUUUCUUGAGAGUGUUAAAUGCCGAUUAUCGACAAAGACCAGCCCGACAAACCAUUUUACAUGAAGAACCUGCAGACUGCAAAGGUCACACUAAAGUAAAAAGCUAAUUUAAUGCAGACCAGUUAUUCAUUUAUGUUGUGUAACUAUUUUUGUAAUGUAUGUAUUAAUGACAUAUUUUGUACUGCUGUGUAUUGCAUACUUCUUAAGGAGAAACUAAUAUGCCAAGAAUUGGACUGUUAUUGUACGAAACUGGAUAAUUAUUGCAAGAUGUUUCUGUCUAACUUAAGUAUUUUUAUAUGACUUUAUUUUUGUACCGAUGCUUAUAUAACUAUCAUUCCUAUUUAUAGAAUGACAUUUUGUUAUUUAAUUGUUGUUAUAAAGAUUGAAAUGAAGAGCAGAGACAAAAAUCAGAGUGUAAGUGGUAAUGGGAAUUUUAUAUGUAAUUCAUACACUAUCCAUUUUGUUCUAAACUACUUAAGUGGUAAAAUAAUGUAUCUAAAUGUUUGUGUUCAUAUUUGUGAUGUAAUGGUGUACCUAUACCAAUCUACUACCAAAGUUACAGAAUUUCUGUGUGUGUUCAUCAUUUAAUAAAGAGUAGGAUUGUUUAAUCAUACAGUGAGGGCUUUCACAGCCGAUAUUGGUGUCCUUGGUGAUUUUUGUUUAGUGGACGUUAGGCUGUGGUCCAAGACUUAUUUCUGUGUGUAAUGUUUUGUCUCCUAAUGCUGCUGACAUCACUGCUGGCUAUAAUGACAUGGAAAGCAGUUGCUAGCUCAACAAGCCAAACAUUAUCAGUUCACUGCCAAAGAUUACGGAGUCAUACUAAUGUAUAUUAUGGAGCUUGUAGUAGGGAAAAGUUGGGCCUGUUUGCUAUAUUUAUUAUACUAGGAUGUACAGAGUGUCCACAGAAAUUCAAAAUCACAAAAACAACAUUGGCAGCAAAGAAGGGUUAAAAUUGGCUUGAGUGCUAAAUAAAUCAAACAGGACUAACUCUUCAUCACUACUAGCUUCAUAACACACAUUGGUGUGUUCUUAGGUGUAUUGACUCACAAAAUGGCCAUUGCAUGGAUACGUAUAAAGAGUUCUGAGCUCAUAGCUGCUUUCUGAAUAGUUACAGCCUCUGAUGAUGUCUCCAUCAUCGAAAGAUGAAGUGCUAGGCAGAUAAAUAUGUCUCCAACAACAAAUUAAUCAAGUAGUAGUGUUUGUUACGUUUCUGUGAGUCAAAUUGUCUGCAGACUCACAGUAUUCCAAUUUAAGAUCAAGUAACUGGUGCUUUAGACCACUAGACAUACUAUUGCAAAUAUGUGUACAAGGACUAAUGUAAUUUCAGUUUGCAUUUGUGGUAAGGGCGUGUGAUACUUAAAUUCCAAAUAUUUUGUUACAAAAUUUUUGUUGGAAUUAUAAAUUAUGGAACUACGUAAUUUAUGUGCUAAAAGGUACAUUUCUGCAAAUUAGAAGAUUCCUUGUUCAAUCAUCAUGGGUCCAGAAAAUGAAAGGUCUAGUUUUGUAAAGACAAUGACAGCAGUUCAUUCAGCAUGCUUUUACUGUUAUGAGGUAACACAUAGUUCCUCAUUGUGAUUACUACAUGCAGUGAAGGUAAUGAAAUGUAUGUAAAUUUCAUUUACAAUAUUAUUUCCAAAGCCCUCAUUACACAUGAGAUUUUUCUAUAGUGUUUCAUCUUGAUUUGUGUUGCAGAUUUUUAGAAACUCACCAUAGAGCGUAGACCAUUAGAAUUUUGUGCAUUAUAUCAACUAUGUACAAUAUACCAACUGUACUCACAGGCCACUGUAAAGUGAUUAUGGAAGAUA